ACGAAACUCAUCCAAUCCAACAACACGAAGCAAGAACGAGCCGCCUCCCUUUAUAACUCCUUCCCCUGCCCUUCCUCUGUCUUCCUCUUUCGGCACUCCGUAGCCACUCGCCACCACCAUCAACCCAAAAGGGGAUUCUUCAUCUUCUUUUACAAGGGGGUGUGGUCCGUUAGUUUCUUUCGUUUCGAAUUUCUCUAUUUCGAUCGGAUCAAGAUGCAGCAGCAAUCCAACGGCGGAGCCGAUCUGAACCCAUCUCCCACCCCUCCGCCGGCGACGAGCAAUAGCAGCAGCAAUCACCAGGGGGCGCAGCCGUAUCAGCCGCAGCAGUGGGGGCCGCCGCAGCAGCAGCAACAGCAGCAAUGGAUGACGGCGAUGCAGUACCCGGCGGCGGCCAUGGCGAUGAUGCAGCAGCAGAUGAUGAUGAUGUACCCGCCGCAGCACCACCCGCAUCACCAGGCUUACAUGGCUUACUAUCAGCAGCAACAGCAGUACCAGAAACAGCAGCAGCAGCAGCAACAGCCCAUGUACCAGAAGCACCAGCAAUAUAACAAGCAGCAGAAUCAGAUCCAGGCGCCGGAGGACGCCAAGACUGUCUGGGUCGGCGACUUGCUUGUUUGGAUGGACGAGAUUUAUCUUCAAAAUUGUUUUUCUCCCACCGGCGAGCAGGUUGCAUCUGUUAAGGUUAUAAGGAAUAAGCAAACCCAUCAAUCAGAAGGAUAUGGUUUUGUUGAGUUCUAUUCACAUGCGACGGCAGAGAAAGUUCUGCAGAACUACAAUGGAUUUGUAAUGCCAAAUUCAGAUCAACCGUUCCGUCUUAACUGGGCAAGCUUUGCUGGCGAAAGACGAGCAGAACCGAAUUCUGAUCUGUCUAUAUUUGUUGGAGAUUUGGCUGCGGAUGUCACUGAUUCUAUGUUGCAGGAGACAUUUUCUGGCAAAUAUCCAUCUGUUAAAGGAGCCAAAGUAGUUAUUGAUUCCAAUACUGGCCGGUCGAAAGGUUAUGGUUUUGUUAGGUUUGGCGAUGACAGCGAGAGGUCUAGAGCUAUGGUGGAGAUGAAUGGUGUUUACUGUUCAUCUAGGCCCAUGAGAAUAGGUGUCGCCACUCCCAAAAAGUCUUCUCCGUAUCAACAACAAUAUUCUUCUCAAGGUGCGUGUGUCCUCACUGUCUGUUUUUGCUGUAUGAUACUUAGAAAAUGUAUUCUCUCUGUAUUUUGGCUGGCCAUCUUUGUUCUUUCUUUAUUAUGUUUGCCAGCUUGGGCAUUGAGCAUUCCGACAUUUUUAUUUGGUUUCUUGAUUUUGAGUUAAAGGUAGCAAAUCAACUACAAUAUUUGAUUUAUUCUUUGAUGUCUUAGGUGUGGCACUGUGUUGCUUAAGUUACUUGUACAGACUGUUUCGAACAUCAUUAUGUUGCAGAAGUGAGCUUUCAAACUCGAAGCCUGUUUUAAUUUUGAGCUCUUAGUUUUUGGACAAUUAAACUACAAGGAAAUUACGGAAUGGUCUUGUUUAGUUAGCUGUUUUGCAACCGAUUAGUAACUCAUGGAUCUAUUUUCUCAUUCCAAUUUCAAGCUUGUUACACCUUGGAUGCUCUCUGAGCAUUGUCUUCUUGAAUUUAAUCCAGUCUCACCAUUUGGAUAUCCCUACUUGGAUCCAUUUUGGAUAACUUGGCGAGGCUAUUGUUUAAACACAGUUGUAGUCUGUAUAAUGUGCUUUAAAGAUUGAUUUUUUAAUUUUUGCUUAAUAUUAUUCUUACUAGCUUUGGUUUUGGCUGGUGGUGGUGGACAUGCAUCAAAUGGCAAUUCAGCCCAAGGUUCCAAUGCUGAUGGCGGCGAGAACAACACAACUAUAUUCGUGGGAGGAAUUGACUCUGAUGUUAGUGAGGAGGAUCUAAGGCAGCCAUUCAGUCAGUUUGGUGAUGUUGUGUCUGUGAAAAUACCUGUUGGGAAAGGCUGUGGUUUUGUCCAGUUUGCCAACAGAAAAGAUGCCGAGGAAGCCCUACAGAGUUUGAAUGACACUGUGAUUGGCAAACAGUCUGUUCGCCUUUCAUGGGGCCGUAGUCCUGCAAACAAGCAGUGGAGAGGGGAUCAUGGGAAUCACUGGAACAGUGGCGGCGGCGGAGGGUAUUAUGGAGGGCAAGGCUAUGGUGGUGGUGGUGGGUAUGGACACAACACUGCACAACCCAAUCAGGAUGGAGGCAUGUAUGCUGCAGCUGCUGCUUCUGGGGCUUCAUAGCACCAAACUUGGGUCUCUCUUUCUUACAACGAUUCAAUUAGAAGAACGAGUCCAUAACCUGAGGCUCCGCGGAAGAGGUGAAGAGAUAUGAAACUAGGGUCAUGAGCAACGACAUGACAGAGAAUAGGAUGCUGCUGCUGCUGCUGUUGCCGCAGCUGCUGAUGGCCAUUGGCUGCUGCUGUACUAUCUAGAGAAUUUUGUAGCUUGCUAUUGUUUUUAAGUUGGCUCCGGAGACUGCCUUAAUUCUACCGCUACUAUUACUAUUAUGUUAGGUGGGUUGUAUUGGCAGUGUUCUUUUAGCCAUGGAUUCUUGUUUGCUUGGAUGUUUGCUUGGAGAACUAGCUACCAGGAUUUUUUUAAAAACCUCUGGGGUUAUUAUAUUUUCAUAUUUUACCAGUCCAAUAUUUAGAACUUUAACUCUUCCCUCUUAGUAUGCGAAUGAUA
Molecule: messenger RNA, 2670 nt
Organism: Linum tenue
Lineage: Eukaryota; Viridiplantae; Streptophyta; Magnoliopsida; Malpighiales; Linaceae
Source: the annotation of a GenBank genome assembly